GGUUUACCUUCGCUACUCUAACAAACCAGCUCUGUUCUGUUCGAAACUCCCGUCUCCUUCUCUAGAUUCAAUCUAAGCUCCAAAUCCAUGGCCACCAUCCAGUCCGUCAAGGCACGCCAGAUCUUCGACAGCCGUGGAAAUCCUACGGUCGAGGUUGAUGUGAUUCUGUCAAAUAGUCACUUGGCUAGAGCUGCUGUCCCUAGUGGAGCAUCGACUGGAAUUUAUGAAGCCCUUGAACUGAGGGAUGGAGGCUCGGACUACCUUGGAAAGGGUGUUUCAAAGGCUGUUAACAAUGUGAACUCCAUUAUUGGCCCAGCUCUAGUUGGCAAGGAUCCAACUGAUCAGACUGCUAUUGACAACUUCAUGGUUCAACAACUAGAUGGCACUCAAAAUGAGUGGGGAUGGUGCAAGGAAAAGCUUGGUGCAAAUGCUAUCCUGGCUGUGUCUCUUGCGGUUUGCAAAGCUGGUGCAGCUGUCAAAAAUAUUCCUCUGUACAAGCACAUUGCCAACCUUGCUGGUAACAAGAAAUUGGUGUUGCCUGUUCCUGCCUUCAAUGUCAUUAAUGGUGGAUCCCAUGCUGGAAACAAACUUGCAAUGCAGGAAUUUAUGAUUCUUCCCGUUGGAGCUUCUAGUUUCAAGGAGUCCAUGAAGAUGGGCUGUGAAGUAUACCACCAUUUGAAGGCUGUGAUCAAGAAGAAAUAUGGACAGGAUGCCACCAAUGUUGGUGAUGAGGGUGGCUUUGCUCCUAAUAUCCAGGAGAACAAGGAAGGUCUUGAAUUACUCAAGACAGCUAUUGAAAAGGCUGGAUACACCGGAAAAGUUGUUAUUGGAAUGGACGUUGCUGCAUCUGAAUUUUAUGGAAAGGAUAAAACUUAUGAUUUGAACUUUAAAGAGGAGAACAAUGAUGGCAAACAAAAGAUCUCAGGUGACCAGCUCAAGGAUCUUUACAAGUCAUUUGUUUCUGAGUACCCUAUUGUCUCAAUUGAAGAUCCAUUUGACCAAGAUGACUGGGAAACCUAUGCUAAGCUCACAACUGAAAUUGGGGAGAAAGUGCAGAUUGUGGGAGAUGACCUCCUGGUUACUAACCCUAAGAGGGUUGCCAAGGCAAUUGAGGGUAAAACAUGCAAUGCUCUUCUUCUCAAGGUUAACCAAAUUGGUUCCGUCACUGAGAGUAUUGAAGCUGUUAAAAUGUCUAAGAAGGCUGGCUGGGGUGUAAUGACCAGUCACCGCAGUGGAGAGACUGAGGACACCUUCAUUGCUGAUCUUGCUGUUGGUUUGGCAACGGGACAAAUCAAGACUGGAGCACCAUGCAGAUCUGAGCGUCUUGCCAAGUACAACCAGCUCUUGAGAAUUGAGGAGGAACUUGGAUCAGAUGCUGUUUAUGCUGGAGCAAGCUUCCGUGCACCAGUUGAGCCCUACUAGAGCAACAGUGAAGCCUGAUUCCACACCUAACUCUGUACUCUGUACUUGGGGAAUAAAUUAUGCGCAAUCCUUUAGUUAGUAGUAAUAAUUAUGUCUUUGAAGUUUUUGUUUUGAGGUUUAAACAAUGCCCGGGUGGGAAUGUUAGGCUGUGCGCGCUCAUUUUUGACUUGA
Ipomoea nil (Japanese morning glory) is the source of this 1593-nucleotide messenger RNA. RefSeq names its product enolase. Lineage: Eukaryota; Viridiplantae; Streptophyta; Magnoliopsida; Solanales; Convolvulaceae. Gene Ontology annotation, molecular function: magnesium ion binding; phosphopyruvate hydratase activity. The record is from RefSeq and is a predicted model, not a curated record. The coding region runs from base 88 to 1422 and encodes 444 amino acids. Gene Ontology annotation, biological process: glycolytic process. The transcript has 16 exons. Gene Ontology annotation, cellular component: phosphopyruvate hydratase complex.